AUGAUGCUGCCCCUUACGUCUUCCUUCUACGAUCUACCGAAAAGGGAUGAAGGAAUGGCAGAGCAUAAAUCGGAUACACUGACAAAUUGCUCUGAUGUCCUCGAUGUGCUAAUCCUUCUCCCUUUAACAUUGGCUACGCCGCCAGCGGUGAAAUACGAUGCUUUAGCGGUAUGAACUGGAACUAUGAAUGAUCAAAAUUGCCAGUAUGAUCAACUGUAUGGAGGAUACGCAAGCGCUGCACAAGGGACACGGGUUCUAUCCACAACGGGUUCUACGGAAAUCACAACGUUAACACCAUUUGCUGCUCCACAACCCACUACUGAUUACGCAGUAGGCUACGAUCUAUACAGGUAG
Strongylus vulgaris is the source of this 354-nucleotide messenger RNA. The record is from the annotation of a GenBank genome assembly. Lineage: Eukaryota; Metazoa; Nematoda; Chromadorea; Rhabditida; Strongylidae.